Sorex fumeus (smoky shrew) is the source of this 1392-nucleotide messenger RNA. RefSeq names its product DBF4 zinc finger B (gene DBF4B). Lineage: Eukaryota; Metazoa; Chordata; Mammalia; Eulipotyphla; Soricidae. Gene Ontology annotation, biological process: positive regulation of nuclear cell cycle DNA replication; regulation of cell cycle phase transition. Gene Ontology annotation, cellular component: nucleus; Dbf4-dependent protein kinase complex. The record is from RefSeq and is a predicted model, not a curated record. The transcript has 14 exons. Gene Ontology annotation, molecular function: zinc ion binding; nucleic acid binding; protein serine/threonine kinase activator activity. The coding region runs from base 1 to 1392 and encodes 463 amino acids.
AUGUCUCCCUUCCCCCACCGCCCUCCAAAACCCAGUUCGGGAGAUGCAUCCUUGGUCCCCUGCAACCUCUGUCCGGACGCGCCGCCUCCUCGCCAGGGCCCGGGCGGGCUGCUGCAGCUGGUCCUCAGCGCGUGGACGCGGCAGGUGUUAGCAGAGCCGAGAGCGGAGCUGCGGUCGCGGCACCGCUGCGGGAGUCGGGGGAUCGGGAAAGAGCCCGAGCGAGGCGGAGAUCGUGAGAAGGAGAACGGAGUUCAGGCAGGCGACGCGCGGUCCGAGGCAGAGAGUUGGAUGGCCGAGCGUCGGCUCCCGGCCCCGCACGCAGGUGCUCAAGUAGGAGCUGCCGGUUGCUGGGGAAAAUGCCAGAGAAGUGGAGCUCCAGGGAAGCAGCCCUUCUCAGGAAAGUCCUUUUACUUGGACCUUCCUGCUGGUGACACUCUCCAGUUUUUGACGGGGACCAUCCAGCAGCUGGGAGGGGUAAUUGAGGGUUUUCUAAGCAAAGAGGUAACUUACAUCGUGUCCAGCCGCCUGGAGGCAAAGAGGGAGAGCCUCAAGGGGAGCCCCAGGAACUGCCCCAGCCCCGGGGAGGUCAGAGUGGAGACCCCCUCGUCCAGGGCACCUCCAAAAGGCAGCCCCACCAGACCUGUCCUGAGGCCUAACAGCUCGGCACCCCUGAGCAGAGGGAAGGAGCUGCUGAGAAAGGCCGUCGGGAGCCAGGGGAGCAGCUGCAGCCUUGUGAGCCAGGCCCGCGCCUGGGGAGUGAGGGUCCUGCAUGUGAACGAAAUGAUGGCGCGUGUGCAGCAGCUCCCCCUGAACACGCUCUGUGGGACAAGGCAGGGGCCGAGGAAGCGCCAGGGAAGCUGUCCAGCCGCAGAGUCUAGAACGCGGAAAGUGGCCCAGCUGCAGGCGCCUUUCCUCAAGGUCGAAGAUGAGAGCAGGAACUUCCGCCCUUGCCAGCAUCAGUUUAAAACCUUUCCCGAGCUCUCUUUCCUGGGACCCAAAGAGGCAAGUCCCUUUGAGGCGCUGCUGUCUCCAGGCGGCUCGCGCCCAGACAGAGAGCCCCGGGAUGCAGAGACCAGCCCAGGCUCGGGCGCCCGGAGGAGGACAGGCUACUGCGAGUGCUGCCAGCAGGCCUUCGAGGAGCUCCACGGGCAUCUGCAGAGCGCCCAGCACCAGCGCUUUGCCCGGGGAGCCCAGUCCUACGCAGAGGUGGACGGGAUCAUUGCCCAGCUCUGCCCUGGCCUCACAGGCAUCCGAACCCAGGCCCACCUGCCCAGGACGGAGGAACCAGAGGAGCAGUCGACCCCGGGGCCCCAGGAGUGGACUCGAGGCCACCUGCAGGCACCCCCUGAGACCGUGGGCACUGGAGAGACCCUCACACCGGGAGCCAGCUGA